ACCAAGUGACAAUUGUUUAUCAAAAAUUGUAUUCGCCUUGUCACCUGAUUGAAGUGUUUUUCGCUUAAAAAUAACUCAACAAACUCUAUAUGACAAUAUCGAUUUGGUGAACCGCAUCACAGAGACCCACUCACACGGAGACUAUGUGAAGGUUAUUAAAGUGAAUUAUUAAUGCACCACAUGGUCUAGAACAGAGCCAACUUCAGCAAACCCCCGUUGAGAUGUCUUCAAACACCACAGAGAAUGCCAAGCACUCGGCGGAGCACCCCGACGGUGACGGCGCCGGUGCCACCGACGAGGACAAGAAGGACGAUCGCAUGUUCGAGUGCAACAUUUGCCUGGACACUGCCAGGGACGCGGUGGUCAGCAUGUGCGGACACCUGUUCUGCUGGCCGUGCCUGCACCAGUGGCUCGAGACGCGGCCCAAUCGGCAGGUGUGCCCCGUCUGCAAGGCGGCCAUCAGCAAGGAGAAGGUGAUCCCGCUGUACGGCCGCGGCAGCACCAAGCAGGAGGACCCGCGCGAGAAGGUGCCCCCCCGGCCCGCCGGCCAGCGCACCGAGCCCGAGCCUGGCUCGACCUUCCCAGGGUUCGGCUUCGGGGGCGAUAACGGGUUUCACAUGUCUUUCGGAAUAGGUGCUUUCCCCUUCGGCUUCUUCACCUCCACGUUCAACUUCGGGGACGCCAGGCCGAGCCCGGCCCCCAGGGGCACCCAGCAGCACAUGGAGGAGCAGUUCUUGUCCAAGCUCUUCCUGUGGCUGGCUGUGCUGUUCAUCGCUUGGCUGAUUUUGGCAUAAUAUAUUUUAUUGGAACGGUGUUAGGGCUUUUAUAUCAGCACAGUACAAAAUCAGACAGUUUCCAUUCCAGGCUGUUUUUACGAAACAACAUGUGUACAUAAUAAAAUUUUAUUGUAAAGUGGUGAUAAUCCUUAGUCCUCUUAAUUUUAAUUAUAGUUAAGUAAAUUUUAGUUCAUGAUUUGUGUAAAGUAUCUGAGGGUUUAAUUACAAGCGUUUCCUUACAA
This is a messenger RNA of Tribolium castaneum (red flour beetle), 1018 nucleotides long. Its product is annotated as E3 ubiquitin-protein ligase RNF185. The transcript has 3 exons. Gene Ontology annotation, cellular component: endoplasmic reticulum. Gene Ontology annotation, biological process: ubiquitin-dependent protein catabolic process. Bases 222 to 794 code for a protein of 190 amino acids. The record is from RefSeq and is a predicted model, not a curated record. Lineage: Eukaryota; Metazoa; Arthropoda; Insecta; Coleoptera; Tenebrionidae. Gene Ontology annotation, molecular function: ubiquitin-like protein conjugating enzyme binding; ubiquitin protein ligase activity; metal ion binding.